Molecule: messenger RNA, 1296 nt
Organism: Olea europaea var. sylvestris
Lineage: Eukaryota; Viridiplantae; Streptophyta; Magnoliopsida; Lamiales; Oleaceae
Product: adenylate kinase, chloroplastic
Exons: 7
Coding region: 79-963 (294 amino acids)
Biological process (GO): nucleoside triphosphate biosynthetic process
Cellular component (GO): cytoplasm
Molecular function (GO): ATP binding; AMP kinase activity; nucleoside diphosphate kinase activity
Source: RefSeq, a predicted model, not a curated record
UUUAGUAUUUGUUUGCAUAAAAAAUAUUUUGAGUUCUUAUGUAGGUUGAUUGUCGAGGGAGAGUCGAUUGACAGCAAAAUGGCUUGUAGCGGUUGCUAUUCAGUGAAUUUCAUGGCAGUAUCCUCCAAUCCAAACAAGCCCUUAACUUCAUCUACUCUCCUCACUUCAAAAUUAUCUUCAUCCUACUCGCAAAUCCCCUUUUCCUCUUUGAAAUUCAAUUCGAAAUUAUCCCCAAUCCAGUUGCGUAUAUCAAAGUCUGCUCCAAAUUCAUUCGUUGUGGUAUCUGGGAUUAAGGCAGAGCCGUUGAAGGUAAUGAUAUCGGGAGCUCCUGCUUCUGGUAAAGGAACCCAAUGCGAGCUCAUCACUAAGAAGUACGAUUUGGUGCACAUUGCAGCUGGAGAUCUUCUCAGGGCUGAAGUUGCUGCUGGGACAGAAAAUGGGAGACGAGCGAAGGAAUACAUGGAGAAGGGGCAGUUGGUCCCAGAUGAAAUAGUUGUCACGAUGGUCAAGGAGCGUUUAUCACAACCAGAUUCUAAAGAAAAAGGCUGGCUUUUGGACGGAUAUCCAAGGAGCUCGUCACAAGCGACUGCUCUUAAGGGAUUUGGCUUCGAGCCACACAUUUUCAUUCUUCUUGAAGUCCCUGAAGAGAUCCUUGUUGACAGAGUUGUUGGCCGCAGACUAGAUCCUGUUACGGGGAAAAUAUAUCAUCUAAAGUAUUCUCCCCCUGAAACUGAAGAGAUUGCUGCUAGGCUUACUCAACGCUUUGAUGACACUGAAGAAAAGGUGAAACUGCGUUUGCUCACACAUAACAAAAAUGUGGAGGCCGUGCUUUCAAUGUAUGAGGAUGUAACAGUCAGGGUGGAUGGAAGUCUUUCCAAGGAGGACGUAUUUACCCAAAUCGACACGGCGUUGAGAAAUGUACUUGGACAAAGGCAGGCUCCCAUAGGAUCAGUGGCAAUGUGAAACAUCAGAGAAAUCAAUAAGAAAAAGGUAGACUAGAUUAAGGAGGACGCCAAUGGGGAGGGUGGAAGGAGAAGGAUGUUAUUAGAAUAGAGAUGAUUAGUUUUACCCCUCGUGUUCUCUUCUGGCAUGUUUGGUAAAUUGGACUAUACCAUAUUUGAUGGAUUGAAAAAGAAAAAGACGUUAAAAUUCUUUCCAUUAUAUCAUGCACAACUAUCCAUAUUUUGUACUAAAAAUGUUCUUGAGGGACUUUAUCUUCCCUUUACCUACCGAUAUGUGGAUUGGCAUCAAUUGUGAGUUAGUGUAAAGAAAAAUACCCGAUGUACGUUAAUAUAA